This is a messenger RNA of Clonostachys solani, 999 nucleotides long. NCBI's taxonomy places the organism in Eukaryota, Fungi, Ascomycota, Sordariomycetes, Hypocreales, Bionectriaceae. The record is from the annotation of a GenBank genome assembly.
AUGGCGUUGGUCGACUAUUCAUCCUCCAGCUCAGCCUCAACCGAGUCGCUUCACCAGCAACCUCCAGCCAAACGCCACAAGGUAGGCGACUCGGAAACCUCGACGCCUGGCCGCCUCAGCUCGCCCGCGGUCAAGGUCGACGGCCAGGAUGGAAAACCUAGCAAGCGAUCCGCGAUGCCUCCCUUACCCUCCACAUUCCACGACCUGUAUGCUUCCACCGUGCGCCAGAGCGUGGUUGACGACCCAAGUCUGCAUCAUGGCCGGAAAAGGCAGACUCCACACAUUGUUGGGAAUUGGCCGUCCCAUCUCUACAUUGAAUGGAAUCCCACAAGUCCUGAAUACGACAUGCUCGUCAACUUAGUCCAGGACGUUGAAACAGAGCUCCAAGGCAAGGUCAAGCUUCACAACUUCCUCACAAGCGACCUCGGCUCCCCCUUGCCCCUGCACAUCAGCCUGUCCCGGCCGUUGAGCCUCACGACGGCGAGCAAGGACGACUUCCUGGAGAGGGCGGCCGGCGCCAUCCAGACCGGCGCCGUGGGCCCCUUCGCCGUGAGCCCCCGCACCCUGGCCUGGUACAAGUCCCCAGACUCCGACCGCAUCUUCCUGAUCAUCCGGGUCGCGAGCCGGGACCUGCUUGGCAAGGGCGCGGGCGCGCUGAACCCGGAGCUCGUGGCGCUGCUCAGGCGGUGCAACGGCGUGGCCUCCCAGUUCGGCCAGCCGCCGCUGUAUAAGCACCACGAGGACGGUGGCAGCGGCGACGAGGCUGUGGGCGUGGCGUUCCACAUCUCCAUCGGCUGGACGUUUGACGUGCCCGGGGAGGAGAUGAGUCUACGAGCGAUCAAGGUCUUCAAGCGAAGUAAGUACGCGGAGGUGCGGAAGUGGGAGAUUGACGUGUCGGCAGUCAAGGCCAAGAUUGGGAAUUCUGUGCAUCACAUUCCGCUGGGCAGGGCUGGCAAAGGCGGGAUCGCUGGGCGCCCUGAAGCACCUGACUACUUCUGA